Molecule: messenger RNA, 3015 nt
Organism: Schistosoma curassoni
Lineage: Eukaryota; Metazoa; Platyhelminthes; Trematoda; Strigeidida; Schistosomatidae
Source: the annotation of a GenBank genome assembly
GGAUUGGGUCGCUGCUCUGUCAUGAAAGCAACACUUCGAUUGAAAACUGGGGCUAAGCCUGUUUUUCGCCCAAAGCGACCUGUCCCUUAUGCAACAUUACAAACAGUAGAUGAAGAAUUGAACCGCCUUCAACAACAAGGAGUUAUCACUCCCGUUUCCUACUCUGCAUGGGCAGCACCUAUCGUGGUUAUUAAGAAGGCCAACGGCACGAUACGUAUAUGUGCUGACUUUUCAACAGGUCUCAAUGCAGCUCUGGAACAACAUCAUUAUCCCUUGCCUGUUCCCGCAGACCUAUUUACCAUGCUGAAUGGGGGAAGAUUUUUCGCUAAGCUGGAUCUAGCUGAUGCUUAUUUGCAAGUGGAAGUAGACGAAGCAUCAAGAGAGCUGUUAACUAUCAAUACUCAUCGUGGUUUGUUCCAGUAUAACCGUCUACCUUUCGGAGUCAAAACUGCACCAUCUAUUUUCCAACAGCUAAUGGAUACCAUCCUAUCAGGUAUCCCGGGAGUCGCGGCUUAUUUGGAUGACAUUUUAAUUGUAGCAACGACAUUAGAACAACUACGAGAACGCACGACAUUGGUACUGCAACGCAUCAGUGACAACGGGUUCCGGUUACGCCCAGAGAAAUGCCAGUUUCAUUUGCAGUCGGUAAAGUACUUGGGGUUCAUUUUCGAUGCCGAUGGCCGCAGGCCAGAUCCUGAGAAUAUCCGAGCUAUCAAACUGAUGCCAACUCCUACUAAUGUCUCAUCACUACGUUCCUUCCUGGGACUUGUCAGCUAUUACUCAGCGUUCGUUCCAUCGAUGCAUGAUAUUCGCGCUCCACUCAAUAGCUUACUGCAGAAGAACAGCUCUUGGAACUGGACUAAACAAUGUGACGCUGCCUUUUGUAAACUGAAGUCCAUUAUUAGUUCGGAAUUGCUGUUGACACACUACGAUCCAGCCUUGCCGAUCAUCGUAGCUGCAGACGCUUCAGCGCAUGGCAUAGGCGCUGUUAUCUCCCAUCAGUUUCCGGAUGCGUCGGAAAAAGCCAUUAUGCAUGCAGCCCGUACACUAACCCCAGCAGAAAGAAAGUACAGUCAAAUAGAAAAAGAGGCUCUGGCUCUUGUGUUUGCAGUACGCCGUUUCCACAAAUUCUUGUACGGUCGAAGAUUUACUCUUCUCACUGAUCACAAGCCUCUUCUCACAAUUUUCGGUUCGAAAUCUGGUGUUCCAGCCCAUUCUGCAAACCGUCUCCAACGAUGGGCUUUGAUACUUCUGGGUUAUGAUUUUGACAUUCAGUAUCGGCGCACUCAACAGUUUGGUCAGGCUGACGCCUUGUCACGACUUAUCAGCGAACACCAUACGGCCGGCGAAGAUACAGUUAUCGCCUCCCUGAUGACAGAGGACUACGCGCAGUGCUACCUGACAACUGCUAUUCGUGCUUUGCCAGUCUCAGCAGCUGAAAUACAAUCUGCAUCCAAGAACGACUCCAUCAUAAAGAGAGCGAUGAAAUACGUCACAAAUGGCUGGCCGCCGACUGGACUCGAUGGUGACUUGAAACAGCUUUACCGUCGUCGGGACUCAUUAUGCGUCGUAAACGAAUGCUUGAUGUUUGGAGAUAGAGUAGUGGUACCAGAAUCCCUAAGAUCUAAGGUGGUAAAGCAAUUCCACACUGGUCAUCCUGGUAUAAAACGAAUGAAAUCCAUCGCCAGAAGCUAUGCUUAUUGGCCCCUCAUGGACCAACAUAUCGUGGAUUUAGUAAGCAAGUGCACACAAUGUCAGCAAGCAGCUAAGUGUAACGCGAAAAUACUACCAGUCCCAUGGCCACAGCCUGAGUAUCCCUGGUCCAGGAUACAUGUCGAUUUCGCAGGCCCAAUUAACGGAAUCACCUAUCUAGUUGUUGUCGACGCCUUUUCGAAAUGGCCUGAAAUCAACCCUAUCAUACCGCCAACGACAACUAAAACAAUACAGAUCCUCACAGAAAUUUUCUCUCGAAAUGGUAUACCAGAUGCUAUUGUGUCUGACAACGGGUCACAGUUCACAUCCAGCCAAUUUCAGUCAUUCUGUCAACGACUAGCCAUAAAGCACUUACGCUCGCCACCAUACCACCCGCAGUCGAAUGGGCAAGCAGAAAGGUUUGUGGAUACGUUUAAGAGAGCCUUGGCUAAAACAAAGGGGGAGGGGACGCCAGCAGACGCGUUGCAAAAUUUCUUAUACGUGUAUCGAACAACACCAAAUGAAACGUUGCCGGAGCGAAAGUCCCCAGCCGAGAUCCUAAUGGGAAGAAGACUGAAGACAAUCCACAGCCUGAUGCAUCCGAGGAAUGCACCGACACCAGUACGGACAAAGUUUGAAAAGCAAUCCACGUACGAAGUGGGAUGUCCGGUGUUUGCCCGUGAUUACAGACCGACCCAUAGUCCAUGGACAGAAGCGCGAGUGGUCAAAAGAGUUGGCCGAGUCAUGUACGAAGUUGAGGUAGGUAGUGACAGGUGGCAACGCCAUCGGAACCAGUUACGCAAACGGUUAGCCCCAGACCGCCCAUCAACAGAAUCAAAUAUUCCUCUUGACAUUCUGCUAGACACAUUCAACUUACCGGCAACCCCACCACAAGAAAAACCUCAACAACAAACUGAAACACGUCCAAGACGGUGGCCUAUCCGAGAACGGCGAGCAACAAUCAGGAUGCAGGUUGACCCCAGGAAAGCCCGCUAUUAAAAAGGGGAGGAGUGUUGGGGACGAUAGAUCCCCAAACUCAUAUUUUAAAAUUUAUCUUAUCGAUCAUCUUAUUGAUUAAAUGUUAGAUAUUUUUAUUGGGGUCAAUUGGUGAACUAAUCGAUUAAAUGUUUGAAUAGCAGUCAAUUGAUGAACUAUCGAUUACAUGCGCAAAUAGGUCAAUUAAUGAACUCAUUGAUUAAUGUUUAAAAAUUUUCUAUCGAUUGUAAAUAAUUGUAUAAAUACGCUUGACUUGUAUGCUUGAUCUGAUCUGCCUGCCUGACUUGUUAUCUGCUGUUUGUCUGUAGAAUACACUUUCUACACCUU